GUAAAACUCUUUAUAGUUUGGAUGAUAAUUGCAUAGGUAAUAAAAAUCAGUGUAAAAAAUCACCUCUCUAGCUACAUAUUUUUCAGCAAAGAAGGUGCCAAAUUGGACGGCGAUCAUCGGCAUUAACCGGAAGGACAGGUGUGGGGAACUGGGGAUGUGAUUUAGGGAUGGCAAUGGGGCGGGUUUACUUAAACCAUCCCCAUAUCCAUCUUCAAAUACCCAAACCCAUACCCGCCCAAUAUCCAUGCGGGGAAUGUUUUGCAAACCCAUCCCCAUACCCGUGGGUUUCGGGUACCCAUGGGUAAUACCCAUACCCGUAAUCCAACAUUAUUAUAACUAAAACUUACAAGAAAAGUUCUAAUUUUAACUCUAAAUGAACAUAUUAUAUCAUGAAGUCAACAAAACACGGUCAUUUUUUUUAAUAUGGUUCAAAGAUUAUGAUCCUAAAAUAUCCAUUAAUACAUAACAUAGAGUAUAAUAUUUUUCAAAUUAUUAUAUUCUAACUCUGAUACAUCUACUAAAUAAUAAUUAACUAACAUAAUCUUGUUGACAAGGGGGAAAGUGAAAUGAGAAUUGAGAAAAAUGAAUUAGAUUUUGAUUAAGGUGGUCACUCAAUUGCAUUUCUACUAUUUAUUUUCUCAAGUUAUCCUCAUCAUCAUUGAUAGAUUAUAAUUUGAUGCACAUAUUUUUUUUUAUAUAUGAAGAAAUUAUCUUGGUGGGGCGGGUAUGGGGAUGGGUAUGGGGCGGGGGAGGCUAAAACCAUACCCGCCCCAUACCCAUCAAACGUUUUGCGGGUUUUACCCAUACCCGGUCAAAGCAGGGAUUCCCCGCGUUGACUGGGUCGGGGGCGGUCGGAUACCCGCGGCCAUGGGUUUGAUUGCCAUCCCUAAUGUGAUUGGGUGGAGCGAGCUGGAAAAAAUAUGGUUUACACAGAAAGCGAGAUAGAGGGGAAAGGCCAAAUCCGGCGUAGGAGCGACUUCGAUUCUCUGUUUUUCUCCGCCGGCGAGACCCGCCGGAGCACCGCCGAAUCCUCGCAACCAAACGAAGCGAAACCACCCAAAAAAAGACUGAUUGGAAAGAUUAACAUAAUAAUACUUCUCUAACUAAAAUUGGGUUGAGAGUUGAGACGCUUGAUUUCAUUGACAAAUUUCUAAUUAUCCUAAUUUUUUCUUGCAUGUACUCGGAUAUCAAGCAUUAACGAACUUUUGAAAUAAGGCAAUUUGACUCAAUUAUCUAACAUAACGCAUCAUUUUAAAAUACAUGUCGUUGUCCCCUCAAUUCAAAUUGAUGCAAAAUGAAUUAAUUCAAAUUGUCUCGACCCAAUCGCUGCAUUCUCUUUUUGUGUUGUCAAAUGAGACUAUUUGACAACUUAAAUACUUCAUGAAAAUAUCGCAUCCAAACAAACCAAAAGAAUUUACCAAGGUAGGAUGAGCGAGAUGCGAUGGUCGGUUUGAGUUUCAGAGACCCUCGAUUUAUCUUCCUCUCUCUUUCGUUCUUUAAUAUGUACACAACCUCUUAAAUUUGGGGGGAGGGGGGGAUGAACCAAAUUCUUAAGAACGGGUGGUUUAUACUGUCGACCGAUCCUUUUUUUGUCAUAUAGACAUAACACAAACUUCUAACAAUUGUGGUUCUCAAAUUUCAGUAUAUAUCAUAAACAAACAAUUUUUUUUUUUUUUUUGCCAAAGUAUUGUAACAACCCAACUCAUUUCUUCUCAAGAUAUUGUUCAUUUUAGCCUAUCAGAUAUGAUUUUUCUUUACAUUGCUCCAUAUUGAACACCUUUAAUUUCGAAGUUCUUAAAAAAAUUAUUCCACUUCACCUCAAAAUACUCAUUAUCAAUUAAAAUUGUAUAUUUUUCGUAAAUUAGAAAUCACUCUCGUACCACGUUGAAUGUGCCUAAGAUAUUACCAGUGUCAUAAAGGCAUAAACAAACAAUUUAUUAGACGGGGGAAAAUCAAUUGUAAAAAGAACGAAAAAAAAAAUCAUUAAAAAUGGUAUAAAUGAAGGAAAACUAAUUCGUGGGAAAUGUAUUUGACAAUAUUGUUGGGGGAUUUCUUUUCCGUUGCAUUGCAACAGAGGAAGACAGAGUCAGUCUCCCAUGGUCUCGUUCCCUUCUUCUCCUUUUGCAAACUCCGGCGCUGGUACGAUUGCUGUGAAGCUUACCUUCCGGCGAUAACCAACGAGAAUCGGCGAAUCGUAAAACGUCGUCGAUUCCCUCUGUAAUUUUACGUUCGGAAAUGAAGAAGAAGAAGAAGAACGGCGGUCAUCAUCAUCAUCCUCAUCAUCACUACAACUGCCCCGCCGCAGCUCGUCUCCACCAGAUUUCCCUCAUCCUCCGCGGCGGCCGCUAUCUCUUUCCGGUGAUCUCGGCUUUCUCCGCCUCGAUUCUCCUCUUCCUCGCCGCUUCCGCUCUCCUCUCCUCUCCGCCGCCUCUCAUCGAGCGCCGCCACCUCCUCCAGCUCCCUCGCCGCCAUUCCUCCUCCUCGUCAUUCUCCUACAGUGGAGCCAUGGAGGAGACGGAAGACGCGGCGUCCGGUACAUUGACGGCCUUCAGCGUCCCGGAGCGCGGCGGAAAUUUAGGCCACGACUUGUGGAGCUCUCCGUCGUCGGAAUUCUUCUACGGUUGCAGCAACGCCAGCGAUAAGUUCCAUUCCGCUGAAAAGAAGACCGAACCGAAUCGGUACUUGUUGAUCGUCACAAGUGGGGGGUUAAAUCAGCAGAGAACAGGGAUAACGGAUGCAGUUGUUGCAGCAUAUAUCUUGAAUGCAACUCUUGUUGUUCCAACGCUGGACCAAGCAUCCUUCUGGAAAGAUUCAAGCAAUUUCUCUGAAAUAUUUGAUGUGGACUGGUUCAUUUCAUCUCUUUCCAAAGAUGUGCGGAUCAUCAAGCAACUUCCAACAGAUGGUGGGAAGGUUAUCACCCCGCAGGCCAUGCGGGUUCCCAGGAAAUGCACACCAUCGUGCUACGCGACCAAAGUUCUUCCUGUCCUCAACAAGAAGCAUGCUGUUCGGCUAGGGAAGUUCGAUUACCGUCUCUCAAACCGGCUGGACACGGACUUGCAGAAGCUGAGAUGCAGAGUCAACUACCACUCCUUGAAGUUCACCGAUCCAAUCGUUGAAAUGGGUGAGAAGUUGGUUCAUAGAAUGAGAAGGAAGAGUAAGCAUUUCAUUGCUCUCCAUUUAAGGUUCGAGUCCGAUAUGCUCGCGUUCUCCAGCUGUGACUACGGAGGAGGAGACAAAGAGAGGGAAGAACUCGGUUCCAUUAGGCUGAGAUGGAAGAGCUUACAUCAGAAGAACCCCGACAAGGAGAGAAGGCUGGGGAGGUGCCCGCUGACGCCAGAGGAAGUGGGGCUAAUGCUGAGAUCUCUGGGCUUCGGCAGCGACGUUCAUAUCUACGUUGCUUCAGGGGAAGUCUACGGCGGGGAAGAGACUCUGUCUCCACUCAAAUCCAUGUUCCCCAAUUUCCACUCGAAAGAGACCUUGGCUAGCCAGGAAGAAUUGGCUGCAUUCGCGCCCUUCUCUUCUCGUAUGGCUGCCUUGGACUUCCUUGUCUGCGAUGAAAGCGACGUCUUCGUCACCAACAAUAACGGCAACAUGGCCCGAAUCUUAGCCGGACGACGGAGAUACUUCGGACACAAGCCGACGAUCCGCCCCAACGCCAAGAAACUGUACAAGCUCUUCUUGGGUCGCCGGAACUCGACGUGGGAGGAAUUCAGCGGCAAGGUCCGGUCGAGUCAGAUUGGGUUCAUGGGGAUGCCGAACGAGGUGAAACCAGGGAGAGGCGAGUUCCACGAGAACCCUUCUUCCUGCAUAUGCGAGACGUCCACGAGGAAUGAUGAUAAUGCAGCUUCUCCUGAUGUGGGCAAGAAGAGAUAUAUCGACGCCGGCGCCGGAGAUUACCGGUCGUCGGCGACGGAGGAUGAGCGCGAGCGGUACUAUUUCUCCGACUCGGAGACGGCAGUUCCCAGCGGCGGGUUGUCGCAGGUGACUGAAAUCGACGAGGAGGAGUUCUUUUCUGACUAGAAAUAUAUACCGGAGGUGGGCACUGUUUUUUUUCUUCCGCCGGCCUCUUGUUCAUGUAAAUACAAAGGGAGCUAUGUCAAAAAAAAAAAAAAAAAAAAAAAGUCUCAGGCUAUGACGCCGUGAGGUUGCCGAUAUGCACAGCAGUACAAAACGCCGUUAGAAAGAAUCCCUCUCUGCCGGUUUGUCUGUCUCUGUUUACUAUUUUUACUUUUUAAGUUUUUUACUUUUACCUUGGGGUUAAAUAGCUAGGGUUUCUAUUCUUGCCGUAACCGUAAGGCUGGAGAAUAUAGAUUAGUGAGAGAGGGGAUCCAAUAUGACUUGCUUAGUCGUUUGUACGACUCAUUUUUGUUGUCCCCUUUUUUAUGUUUUUACCCUGAGUGAAAAUUUUAAUUUAGAGAGUGAAUUAAUACUACUAAAGAUAUUUUCUAAAAUGUAGAUUAUUUGUGAUUUUUUAUUAAUGGUAUAGUUAGACCAUGACUAUUAGACUAUAUAUGAAUCAUGCACAUUAUUUGGGUUAUGACGACUAGGGCUGCAAAUGAGCCAAGCUACUCUUGAGCAACUCGAGGCUCGAAUCGGGAAAAACUCGUUCGAAACUCGAUUCGUUUACUGACGAGCCAAGCUUGAGCCUAGCUAUGUUCAGCUCGUGAAGCUCGCGAGCUAGCUCGACUCGGUGGCUUGUUGAGCUCAACUCGUGAGUUGGCUCAUUUAGAGCUCAUGAGAUGUCUCAACAUUGUGGUUUGAGGGCCAACUUGAUCACUGACUUAUGGACUAAUCGAUCUAAUUUGGACUUUCAUAAUUCAUAGGAUUGUUAAAUUAUAUAUCUCACAUCAUGUGAAGUUUAACAUGUUGAACAUGUAAGAAAAUAUGCCUUAUUUUUAAUUCUAUAAAGAAAUUAUGUACAAAAUUGUUGAACAUUUGAUUAUUUUUUUUAUCUCUACAUCAAUCACAUGUACCAUACUCGACAUACAAAAUGAAUGUAUUAAAUACUAUCUAAGAAUUUAGUAAACAAGCCUAGCUCGAACUCGACUCGACUCGGCUCGUUAAUAAAUGGCUCAGGCUCAAGCUCAGCUCAUUUGUUAACGAGUCAAGCUCAAGCUGGGGUAAAACUUGGCUCAGCUCGGCUCAUUUGCAUCCCUAAUGACGACUCGGAUUGAACCAACCACCACCAUGACUAUUAGACUAUAUAUGAAUCAUGCACAUUAUUUGGGUUAUGACGACUCGGAUUGAACCAACCACCAUCAUGCAUACAGUAAUAUCCAUACUUUACACAAGUUUUUGGAUGGAGAUUAGAAAGUUUGAUUACCUAAUGCGUCGAAUAUAUCUAUUUUCAUUUA
Messenger RNA from Linum trigynum, 5354 nucleotides. The record is from the annotation of a GenBank genome assembly. NCBI's taxonomy places the organism in Eukaryota, Viridiplantae, Streptophyta, Magnoliopsida, Malpighiales, Linaceae.